AUGGCUCUUCCCAUCACUCAGGCCCCUGGCCAUCAGCAUUACACCUUUCCCUUGUGCGAGAAGCUUCAAGACGCGGCCGUCGUUGGUCUUCUCGUAGCUCAGAUUCAAGAUGCGGGUCUCGGCAACACAUAUACGGCCGUAGAGUUCGGCCAUCUGGUGCACGAUGAGGGUCACAAGUAUUUGACCCAGCACACUGGCAACAUGAAUGGGGAUGAGUGGGCUCAGAAAGCCGUGGAGAAUGCAAUCACUACAUGGAACGCAGUCUCAGGUCAGACCAAGAUGUUGCGCGACCAUCACCAGCUGCCUCGCACGAUCAGACAGCUUCUUCACAUGCAGCAGCCCACUAGCGACUCGAAGGACCAUGCUCGAUUCGUCACUGGCUGUUCGGUUGUCGGUCCUGCUGUCGGCUUCCUUGGCUCUCAUCGACAGUACAAUGUGAACUAUUGGCAGACAUAUGACCAGAAGUAUCCGCACUUGAGUCAUGUCGGCGUUACCGCAGGCCGCCUCAGCACUGUCAUUCUUCUGUCCAACCAUUUGGAUCUUAUCGUUCCUUGCCUUCAGCCAGGCUGUCCCAUUCGUAUCGAACGCAAGCAUCUCAUGAAGCACAAUAAAACCGCCCACGGUAAUGCCGACAUUGCAUGUCCAUUGCAGGCUCAGCACCCCUGUAAAUUCACAGCUAACCGACGUUUCGACGCUGUGCGGGACCACAUGUGGUCCACGCAUGAUUUCUACUAUCUGGGAGACCCUAUGGAGUACACCGACGACGAGAACCAUCUGAAACGCAAGAGCGCACCAACUUUGCAGGGACAUCUGUACUUUGACCUCGGCCUGUUGAGAUCUCUGAAAUUCGUUCUUGGAAAUCUUGAUGCGCAACUGGUAGCGGUCGCUUCUGUAAGCCCUUACCAGGUCACACCACGUCAAGAUCGUCUGAAUCAUACAACUGGCGAUCCUUUCAACGUAGGCGAUGAGCUGGUGAAGCAAUUGAUCAAGGUUCGCGUCGAGCUUGGAAGGGAGUGGUAUGUAGCAAUUGCUGCCAUCGUGAGAGAGCUUUUCGUUCAGGAUGAGUACAAGAUCAGAUUUCCAGCUAUGGUGUCUCAGCAGACUACCCAUGCAGUUCAAGGGCCUCAGCCUGUAGCAUCUCAACCUGCAGCAUCUCAGAACAGCGUUUCUGCAUCACUGGUUGUUCAUUCUACGACAUCGCAGGACAUGGGAGCUCAGCAGACUGCCGAUGGAUCCAUGGACACUCAGGCUUUGCCCGCUCAGGACAUGGCCCCUCAGCAGGAUGCCGAUGAAUUCAUGAAUGAUCAAGAUCUGCCAGCUCAGGACAUGUUCUCUCAGCAGGGUGCAGAUGGAUUCAUGGGAGACCAGACUAUGCAACCUCACUACCCGUCACCUCAGCAGGCCACUGAUAGAUUGCUGUAUGGUCAGGGUAUGCCAAUUCAACACCCGACAUUUCGGCCGGGAGCCUACGAAUUCACAGCUGGCCACUUCGUGGCGACUCAGGAAAUGGGACAUCAGAAUAAUGGCGACGCUUCUCAGCCACCUCAGUCUGUGGAUCCUGUUCGCUUCUCUCCGACAUUCCAUCCACGCCUCGUGGAUCCAGCAAUGUAUGAGGCUAUUCAGAAGUCCCCGAAGCCCGCGGACAACGAGCCAAACGAGUGA
This is a messenger RNA of Phaeoacremonium minimum UCRPA7, 1662 nucleotides long. RefSeq lists its product as hypothetical. The transcript is spliced from 3 exons. The record is from RefSeq and is a predicted model, not a curated record. The coding region runs from base 1 to 1662 and encodes 553 amino acids. Lineage: Eukaryota; Fungi; Ascomycota; Sordariomycetes; Togniniales; Togniniaceae.